AUGAGGAGCUUCACAAAGAACAAGUUCCUUCUAUGUUUUCGCCCUGUUGUUGACAUAGAUUGCAUGCUCAAGUCCGAAGUUGCUCCUCAUCGUUCUUCUACCACUCGUUUCUCACGCGUCCCCACUUCAGAGAAGCAACAAAUGGUGAAGAAUUCAGAACCCAAAUCUGUAUAUUUCCACCACGUAUCACCUAAACGAACGAUUUCUCGGGUGAUCAAAGCUGUGUUCUAUGAAACCAUACUGAAUAGAAGAGAUCACCAUAAAAACCGUUACAUCCAUGAUUCCUUUGGGUACAAACAUAAGUAUUUGAAGUAUGGGGAAGCCAAAACCCUUCAAUCGCCUUUGUCAAUUUCAUCUUCGGCUUCACCUUGUUCCAGCUCACACGCGUUAUCACCAUCAAAAAACGUGUCAAAUCACUGCUCCACCAAGGAAAAAAGGAAAGGUCUUGGAGACCCACUAGAGAAGCAAAAAAAGUUCGAGUGCUAUGGAAUAUACGUGGUUCUCUUAAGCUUAGCGUUUACGGUAUUUUGGGGAAAGCUUUUUGGCAUUCUUUUGACUUCAACAUUGCUCUACUUUUUCGCCGUUUGGGACUCAAGCUCACGGUGCCAAAAAAGCUUUCUUAGGCACAACACAAAAGACAGUGACAUGAGUGCUUCUUGCAGUGGCUAUGUUUGGGAAGGAUUGUAG
This is a messenger RNA of Sphenostylis stenocarpa, 687 nucleotides long. The record is from the annotation of a GenBank genome assembly. Lineage: Eukaryota; Viridiplantae; Streptophyta; Magnoliopsida; Fabales; Fabaceae.